This is a messenger RNA of Trichomonas vaginalis G3, 534 nucleotides long. RefSeq lists its product as uncharacterized. Lineage: Eukaryota; Parabasalia; Trichomonadida; Trichomonadidae. The transcript has a single exon. The record is from RefSeq and is a predicted model, not a curated record. Bases 1 to 534 code for a protein of 177 amino acids.
AUGUCAAUUCUACAGGAGAGAUUCAUCGUUAUUUUCCAAGAUGCAAGAAAUCUCACUUUUGAUAUUAAACUUGAAGAUUUCCUCAAAUCACUAUCUCUUGAAUUACUUACAGUUACAAUUGCCUGGAUUAUUCUACACUUUGUUUCGGAUAAGUUGCCCUCUAUUGUAAUAAGAAUUUUGGGAUUAUUGAUAUCAUUGCCAAACGGAACAGAAAAAAUCCGCAUUUUCUACUUUACAUUCAAUUACUUGAAUGAUAUAGACCCUAGAGUCUUAAUGAUCCUUUGUAUUUCAUUUUGUUUUGCCCCAGAAAUUUUGGAAAUACUAAUUCGCCGCGUAACACAUCAAAGAGCUAUGUCGAAAUAUACAAAACUUCGUAACUUAGCAAUCGGAUUUUUGAUAUUUUUGAUUGCUUUCCAAUUCCUAAUGAAGGGAAGUAUUAUUUCAGGAAUUUUCGGCAGAGUUCGCCCAUCAUUGGUCCUUCAGAGUCUUAACUUCAUACUUCCUAUUUAUUACAUUUAUUUGUUUUUGAAAUAA